AUGAGCGGCACUGCUUCGACCAGCGGUCUCAAGUCUGCCGAUAGGGCCUUUGUCCCAGGAGGAGGCGACUAUAUGUGGUCCGUUAUGUACAACAGUGAUGGAUCAACGUCCACUUUGUGCCGUUUCAGCCGUACCUCAUACACAUGGCAGACGAUGAAGACAUUCGGUGAUGUCGCUGGCAACAACGUCUGGGGAGCACUCUACGCCUCUGGCGAUGGUAUGCUCUACGGUUCAGAGAAUACCAGUGGACAGAUCUUCCAAUUCCCCAUCGCGCCAUCGAUCGGCAACCCCAAGUUCAUCGCAACAGGCCCAGUAUCCUCAUGGAACGAUGGUGCCAGGUGUAUCGACAGUCAGAACCUCUAG
This is a messenger RNA of Fusarium graminearum PH-1, 363 nucleotides long. RefSeq lists its product as uncharacterized. NCBI's taxonomy places the organism in Eukaryota, Fungi, Ascomycota, Sordariomycetes, Hypocreales, Nectriaceae. Bases 1 to 363 code for a protein of 120 amino acids. The transcript has a single exon. The record is from RefSeq and is a predicted model, not a curated record.